This is a messenger RNA of Lobosporangium transversale, 295 nucleotides long. RefSeq lists its product as hypothetical. The annotation marks the transcript as partial. The record is from RefSeq and is a predicted model, not a curated record. The transcript has a single exon. Lineage: Eukaryota; Fungi; Mortierellomycota; Mortierellomycetes; Mortierellales; Mortierellaceae. Gene Ontology annotation, biological process: polyamine biosynthetic process.
AUGAUUGAUAUUUCCCUCCAGCAAGAUGAGUACGAGGUGGUCCCCACACUGGUGCAGCCCACUUUGGUCGAGGUCUUGAAGUCUCGUGUCAAGGCCAACAUGGCUCGUGAGGCACAACUGCCCUUGGUUCACACGCUACCCGUUGAGCAGAUGCUCCAGGCCCGUUUGGCCUCUUUUGAUCCUAAUACGGAGGAUGCCGAGGUCGAUAAUGCGUUCUACGUUGCCGACAUGGGCGAAGUCUACCGUCAACAUUUGAGAUGGAAGGCUCUUCUUCCUCGUAUCGAACCAUUCUUUG